This is a messenger RNA of Eutrema salsugineum, 1119 nucleotides long. RefSeq lists its product as uncharacterized. The record is from RefSeq and is a predicted model, not a curated record. Gene Ontology annotation, molecular function: phosphoglycerate dehydrogenase activity; NAD binding. The transcript has 3 exons. NCBI's taxonomy places the organism in Eukaryota, Viridiplantae, Streptophyta, Magnoliopsida, Brassicales, Brassicaceae. Bases 102 to 524 code for a protein of 140 amino acids. Gene Ontology annotation, cellular component: chloroplast stroma.
UUCCUCUUUUCACCCGACUCUCUCCUCUCUUCCUCUUCUCUUCCUCGAGGAAUUUUCUGAUUUCUCGCUCUCUUCUUCUGCUCGAAAGAUUCGUCGUCUCGAUGAAAUUUCCACCGAUAAUCGAGGAAGAGGAAACAUAUGUGGCGAUGCAAGAGACGAGUGCGGAGGACGAACACGAGCCUGCACCUGUAAACGAAGAGAGAACCAUUGUUCUAUUCAUGCCUCUCCAUUAUCAUCAGCCUCCUUCUGGGCAACUCUAUGUUGAUAGAGACUUGAUCUCUGGCUUUAACAACCGUGCUCACGCCGUUGGUGUGGACUUAGUGACUUUUGAUGAAGCUCUUGGAACCGCUGACUUCAUUUCUUUACACAUGCCUCUUACACCCACGACAUCGAAGAUGCUCAACGACGAAACUUUCAGAAAGAUGAAAAAAAGAGUUCGGGUAGUGAACGUUGCUCGUGGAGGUGUCAUCGAUGAGGACAGUGAGAGCUUUAGAUUCUGGUAUCGUUGCUCAGGCUGCUCUUGAUGUUUUCACUAAAGAACCGCCGGCUAAAGACAGCAAGCUGGUGCAGCACGAGAGGGUUACGGUCACACCUCAUCUUGGUGCAAGUACCAUGGAGGCUCAGCUUUGGUCCUGCGUUUGUAUCAACAAUUUAACUGACGUGUUUUGUUAUGUGAAUUACUAUGUUCGACAGUGACAAGAAGGAGUUGCUAGCAAUGCCUUCUCUUGUUGAUAUUAGUGUACCUAGUGGCAAGCAUUUCACGGUCUGUAGUGAUGUUCAUGGUCAGGUAGGCUUUGGUUUCACUCACUCUCCCCACAUUACUUUUUAUCUCAAGUAAUUCUGAGAGGCUUGAGUUUUCUUCUUUAUACAUGCUUGAGGUUGCAAUAAACCCGGCACAUACUAACCGAGUCCCUAGCUGGUUGGUUCAAUGAUUUCUUGAACAUAAUCUUCUUGUCUUCACCAAUGGUGGCGAUGAAGAUUGCAGUGUUCUUGGACAACACUUUGGAUUAUAAAGACAGCACCAUUAUAAAGACUACAAUCUUCCUUUCAACCUAAACCAUUUCUUCCCUCCUUCAUAAGUUUUAAAUUUUAUGUAAUAAAUUGUAAUCUUGGUUUAUA